ACUUAGUAGCUUCACAAAAAUUGUCAAGGAAAAAAAUCAUGCAUCUAUUAUACAAAAUCAUUUUCUCACUACUUCUGUGCAUUUCAAUUGCAGAAUCUCAAGACCUUUCAGGCCCUUUAGGGGAAUUUUGCAAUGAGAACACAAAAAUUAGCAGUGGAGGAAAAUUAUCAGCCAAUAUUGAUAAACUCUUAGCUGAAUUUAUCCUUAAAACCCCCUCCACAGGCUUUGUUGCUACUUCAUAUGGCAAUAACCAAGACCAAGUUUAUGGUCUUGCUCAAUGCAGAGGAGAUGUGAGCACUCAAGACUGCUCCAAUUGUAUUCAAGAUGCAGCAAAGCAAAUCCGUCAAAAAUGUCCAAACCAAGUUGAUGCAAGGAUUUGGUAUGAUUAUUGCUUUUUGAGGUACAAUAACAAGAGUUUCAUUGGUGAUGUUGAUACAUCUUUUGGCAUAUUCUAUUUCAAUGUUGAAAAUGUGACUGACCCUGAAGGUUUUAACAAAGAACUUGGAUCUCUGAUGGGAAAAAUUAGAGGACAAGCUGUUAAGCCGAAAGCACAAGGGCUUGGGAAGGGAAAGACCAAUUUGUCCCCGUUUUUGACACUUUAUGCCUUGGUGCAGUGCACAAGGGACUUGUCUGAGAUAUCUUGUGCUCAAUGUUUGGCUGUUGCAGUUAGCAACUUCCCCACAUUUUGCGACAAUCGCAAAGGUUGUAGAGUUCUAUACAGUUCUUGUUAUGUUCGGUAUGAGCUCUACCCGUUUUUCUUCCCUCUUGAUUCAAGCAAAACAGGAGAUUCCAAUGUAGCAAGGGCUAUUGUUUAUCCUUAUUGAAUGCGCCAAGGUCAUUUAGCAGUGCCAAAAGUCCAUGUAAUGGAAAAUGUUGUUGUUACCUCUUAAAUAUGGAAGUUGCAUUUGAAAAGAAGAUCAAAAGACUUUGUCAUACAAAAAAAAAAAAGUGAUAAAAGAAAGAAGUGGACGUACAAAUAAGAAGACGUUGUCUCACUUGUCUCAGUGUGUGUUUAGAUUUCAGUUUGCAAAACAGAGUUUGAGUCAAUGUGAGUUUAUUGUAAUGUGAUUUAUGUUUGGAUACUUUUAUUUUAAAAGUAAGUUUGAUAAAUUGAUUUUGUUUGGAUAAUAUUAACCAAAAGUACUUUCAUAGUGUAUAGUACUAUAAAAGUUCAAUAUCAAUUAACCAACCAACUUUCAUCCAAAGUAGACGUGAGGAUUGAGUGGAGUUGAGUGAAAGUGGGUUUUGGACACAAAGUGGGUUAAGGUGUUUGGAUUUUUCAAACUUUGUAGAUGAAUACAAGCUUUGAUAUCUAUCUAAUGAAUAUUCUAUGUUCGUGGA
Messenger RNA from Lotus japonicus, 1341 nucleotides. Its product is annotated as cysteine-rich repeat secretory protein 55. The transcript has a single exon. The record is from RefSeq and is a predicted model, not a curated record. Bases 39 to 824 code for a protein of 261 amino acids. NCBI's taxonomy places the organism in Eukaryota, Viridiplantae, Streptophyta, Magnoliopsida, Fabales, Fabaceae.